Macrobrachium nipponense is the source of this 1581-nucleotide messenger RNA. RefSeq lists its product as uncharacterized. The record is from RefSeq and is a predicted model, not a curated record. The coding region runs from base 1 to 1581 and encodes 526 amino acids. The transcript is spliced from 3 exons. Lineage: Eukaryota; Metazoa; Arthropoda; Malacostraca; Decapoda; Palaemonidae.
AUGGCUGAGGAAGACUUGGACGGAUACCUGGAGCAACUAGAACACGAAUACGACAGCUUGGAAAAGCUCAUUGCAGAACUGGACGAGUCAGAAACUGCAGGCAUCAAGAUCAAUGUCAUCCGUCAGAGGAUAUUAAAAAUUAGAGAUAUCCUCAGGAAGAUCAUUCGCCACAGGAAGGCGCCCUGUGACACACGGCAUCUCGUUCCCUACGCAGUCUGGCCUGGACUCUCUGGACCUCGAGUGGACGGCCCUCAAAGAGACAAGCUUUUCUCAGAGUUAGACGAGCACAAAAUACAAAGCGAAAAGUUCACAGUCAUCUACCCAAAAAUGCACCAAAUAAAUCGGCUGACGAGGAACCUGAUAUAUCGAUGGAAACACAGGAAGGCUGAGGAGGAGGAGGAGCCACCAGCGGCCUCCUCCACCGCUGCUCCCAAUGUCGUACAGCCGCCGGGUCUCUCCGAACAUCAAAGUAAAUCUCCAGGUCUUUCUUCUCAUCCUCCUCCAGUUCUCACUGCGUCACAUUCGCCCCCUGAUUCUCCUUCUUUUACCACUAACCCUCCUCCCUCUUCUGUUUCUCCUCCUCUUCCCUCUCCUGUCUCUCCCUCUUCCCCCUCCACUGUUUCUACCCCUCCUACCUCACUUGUUUCUCCUCCUCCCUCCCCAGUUUCUCCUCCCCACUCUCAUGUUUUUCCUCCUCCUCUCUCCCCUGUUUCCCCCCCUCACCCCUCCCUUAUUUUUUUCCCUCCUCUCUCCCCUGCUUCUCCUCCUCCUCUCUCACCUGUUUAUCCCCCUACUCCCUCCCCUGUUUCUCCUCCUCCCUCCCUGGUUUCUUCUCCACUCUCCCUUGUUUCUCCUCCUCCUUCCUCCCCUGUUUCUCCCCGUCCUCUUCCCCCUGUUUCUCCUGAAUCCCCUUCUCUUCCUACUCCUCCACCUUCCUCUGUCUCCCAUACUCCUGAAUCCCCUUCUCUUCCUACUCCUCCACCUUCCUCCACCCCUCCUACUCCUGAAUCUCCUUCACCUCCUACUUUUUCCCUCUCUCCUUCUCCUCCUCCUAAUGCUCCACCCCCUCCCUCUCCCCCUCCUGUCUUCAUUAUGGCUGAGGAAUUAGACCACGAAUAUGCCAACUUAGACAAGCUUUUCUCAGAGUUAGACGAGCACAAAAUCCAAAGCGAAAAGUUCACAGUCAUCUACCCAAAAAUGCACCAAAUAAAUCGGCUGACGAGGAACCUGAUAUAUCGAUGGAAACACAGGAAGGCUGAGGAGGAGGAGGAGCCACCAGCGGCCUCCUCCACCGCUGCUCCCAAUGUCGUACAGCCGCCGGGUCUCUCCGAACAUCAAACAACUCUUUUCUCUGAUUCUUCUCGUUCUUCCCCAUUCUUCUCCUCCUCUAACUGGGCCAUUAAUGAGCUGGAACAAAUGGAGGAACUUGAAAUGCUUGCCAUUCAGAACAUCAAAAGGGUUUUCGAGUCAUUGAAAUAUCCAAAUGGAUUGCUGAUGGAAGGCAAAACGGAGGGAUAUCAUCCUUCUCUCUUAACUUCUUCUUCUCCGCUCUCAGCAUCAUCUUCUCCUCUCUCAGCAUAA